Ziziphus jujuba (common jujube) is the source of this 1243-nucleotide messenger RNA. Its product is annotated as protein SHORT HYPOCOTYL IN WHITE LIGHT 1. NCBI's taxonomy places the organism in Eukaryota, Viridiplantae, Streptophyta, Magnoliopsida, Rosales, Rhamnaceae. The record is from RefSeq and is a predicted model, not a curated record. Bases 216 to 848 code for a protein of 210 amino acids. Gene Ontology annotation, biological process: negative regulation of photomorphogenesis; regulation of abscisic acid-activated signaling pathway. The transcript is spliced from 4 exons.
CUGUCCCAAAAAAAAAAAAAAAAAAAAAAAAAAAACAUGAAAAUUAAUUAUGUCCGUACACAACGUCGAAAACUGCUAGAUGUAGCUUUUUAGACAGGCCAUUGGCCGAUCUUUCCUUCCGCUGUACUGAAAACCAUUUCGAACGCUCCGGUCACUGCCAAACUAUCCAUCUCUCUUCAUGUCUCUGCUUCUCUCUCUCUCUCUAAGUUGCAGCCAUGUCAUUUUCCAUUGUUCUUUCACCUCCACCGACUCUCUCUCCCUCAUUGCCUCGAACACAACAACAGCACCAACUACCUAAUUCCCUCAAUUUGGUCUCCGAUAAAUUCACUCUACAAUUCCUCUCCUUUGGAACCCGUCAUCGCCUUCAAGCUUCUCGGCGAAUCUCCAAUUUCCCGCAGGGAAUUGAUAAUCUUGUUGAUGAUCCACGCAGCUGGAGCCGUUCGAUUGAUAGACGUGAUGAUGGUGAAUACGACGAUGAGGAAGAUGAUGACGAUGAUGACGAUGAUGAUGAAGAGGAUAGGAGUCUCGAUCUGUUAGUUAGGUUUGUCCAGAAUAUUUUCAAGAAGAUCUCCAAGCGAGCCCGUAGAGCCGUACGAUCAGUUCUCCCAAUCUCUAUCUCCGCCAAAUUGGUUGGAUUUUCAGUAAAUGGAGUGCUAAUUCUAGCAUUUUUGUGGAUUAUGAAGGCUUUUCUUGAGGUGGUUUGCACCCUAAGCAGCGUAGUGUUUGUAAGUAUCCUACUCAUCCGUGGAGUGUGGACUGGGGUAACCCAUUUGCAAGAAAACCGCAACCUGAAAGUGAAUGAAUUUGACGACCAGAAUACAUGGACUGGAGCUCAGCCUGCAACUUGACAUGCCCAUUUUAUGAAGAGGCAUUAUCCAAAAGUUGAUAAUAAUAACACAGACGAUGGUGACAUCCUUUAAAAGGAGUACUCCAAUCGAGAAUUGUGGAAAGAUGGCUUCUGUAUAUUGUGUCUUUGGAAAAUAGUUAAGAGUUCUUGUCUCGAAUGAAAGAUAUGAGGGUGGUUUAGGCUUACCUUCUUGUCCCUGAAGUGAAUAUCUAGCACAGAAUAUUAAUUUGUACCGGCAUGUGAUAGUGAGAUAGCACUGAAGAUUAAACGUAGGAAAAAGAUUUUAUCUUUGCUUUUUGUUGCUUUUUGGUGCAUAUUGCAUAACAGAUCCACAACUUUUUGUUUUGGUAAAUAGAUCCAUAAAUUUAUCAAGCACUAGUUUGCCAUCUGAUUUCA